Messenger RNA from Triticum aestivum (bread wheat), 469 nucleotides. RefSeq lists its product as uncharacterized. The record is from RefSeq and is a predicted model, not a curated record. The coding region runs from base 56 to 463 and encodes 135 amino acids. Gene Ontology annotation, molecular function: acyltransferase activity, transferring groups other than amino-acyl groups. The transcript has a single exon. Lineage: Eukaryota; Viridiplantae; Streptophyta; Magnoliopsida; Poales; Poaceae.
AGCUUACUACCCACCAUCGCAAGGCCCCCUCUCGAUCAGCAGCAGCACACAGCAAAUGGAGCGCGGCCAAGAAGCGCUGUCCGCAAAGAAACCGGCCGUGGAGGUGACGCUCCGGCGGUUCAGCCUCGCCGACGUGGACGCCAUGAUGGCGUGGGCGUCGGACCCGCAGGUGGCCGCCCCCUGCCGCUGGGAGCCCUACGAGUCCACGGAGCCCCUGCUCGCCUUCAUCCGCGACGCCGUGCUGCCGCACCCUUGGUUCCGGGCCAUCUGCCUCGCCGGCGACGACGACCGCCCCGUCGGCGCGAUCUCCGUGUCACCGACGGACGACGCGUGCCGCGCGGAGCUCGGGUACGUGCUGGCGCGCGCGCACUGGGGCAAGGGCGUGGCCACGACGGCCGUGCGGCGGGCGGUGGCCGCGGUCAUGGUGGUUGCGCGAACCGCUUGUGCCGAUGCGUUUAGGUGAUCAGGA